AUAGAUACAGCAGGCUCUAGGCUCUAGAGUCUAGACUUUAAAUGCAAUUACAAUAAGUUGUGUCUAUCAUCGACCAUUGUCCCAGUAAAUUGAACGUUCAAUGCUCCCUAAGUGUAGCACGAGUUUAUCGAGGGGUUGAAGUAAGCCAUCAGGUCUUCGACCCAGCUCUCGCUUUGUGAUGUAAGCCCGUACAGUCUAGUAUGCAGAAAACGUUCAAGUUAUUGGAGCUCAUAAUCCAGGUUCCAGUCAUACCGGAAUUUGAAUCCAUCUUAGUACAGGGCAUCAAUGCAGACCAUCAGCUCAUGUUUUAAUAAAUAGUUGAUCUGACGGUGAAUCAUCGCAUGACAAUUGUGCAUCUCAGUAUGCUGAUUCCUGAUUGUAAAAAAAACUAGGGGAAAUCUAUAUAUAUCCGUGGCAAGAUCGAUGAAUCCAUUGAUCUCGGGAGGAUUUUAGCGCCGACGCGGAAAACGCGGAAGCGAAAAAGGCAGAUGCGUUGAACGUUGGAUGUGUAAUGGAAAGAAGGGGAACAUUGUUGUCGGUGAUGGGGUCCAAGAGGCAAGGGGACUGAAAGAGAGUAUAACACACACUACUUACUCUACGUACACUAAAUAUUUAACGUAACGUUUCGUUACAUUUAGCUACAAGUAUCGUACGUGUGCUAGUAACUGGUGGUUUAUGUACGUAGUGGGAUUGCCAGAUCAGUCAUCGGUCCCGCGCCGCGCGCCCGGUUCUCUGAUAACUCCUCAGUUCUCAGUCAGUUGUCCUCGAGUCUUUGGAUUCACCAGUUCGCCAGUGAGUGCUGAGUCAGUUUAAGAGCAACCCAACAGUUUAAUUCAAUUGUCAUAACGCAGCUCACGUGUGUCAAUUGUUGAUAUCGAUUAACGUUACUUACCUAUUUGGAGUUCACUUGUUUAUUGACUGCUCUGAAAGGUUCGCUGGUCAGGAUGGCCGAUAGAAAGACUGAGCACAUUGUGAUGACGCCUAAGUCCAAGACUGCUAAAUCAACGACGUUAAUUAUUGAACGUCAGGCACUGGAUCCUCCUGAGCGUAUCAACGACCAGCAAGAUGUUCAUAUAGCUGGUGGCGACCACAAAGGAAUUGUCAUUAACAAACACGCAGUUGCUGUUUCAAAUGGGAUUUAUAAUCCAGCCCACGUUUGUCUUGAAUUUCGUGUAUUUUUAGUAAGCGCGCAAACUAAAAAACAUACACAGGAAUCUCGUACAUUACAAUUUUGGUUUAUUAAUUCGUUAUCUGAAGCAGAACAUCCCAGUGUUGCUCAAGAAUUUUUUCGUGAGCUUGUUAGUCCACAAGAAUUUCCACGAGAUUACGUGGGAUUUAUUAAAAAAAUAAUGAAACUGAUGCAGCAUAAAUAUCCUAGUAUUAAAAAGCUAGAAGUUGAGUUAAAACAACUGGAAGAACCUAUUACGCUACCUACUAGGCCGUCUCAAACUGGCUACUCUUUGUUCACACUUCCUCGCUCUAAGAAAAGUGUUCGGAUAGCAGUAUCUUCUGACGAAACAAUAAUGGGACAGUCUGUUGAAUUGACGGCUGAAAAAGUACUUGAAUUAAUUGAAUCUGCGUAUCCAAAUCCUGUAACUGUAAUCGAUAUUGCCAAACAAUACAAUUGGGAACCGAAUGCAGUAGAGGCGAUAGUGAACGAGCUGCAAACUAAAGGACUGGUUAAAGCAAUGGAACACGGCGCGUUUACUCGCGUAGCUCAUGAAGACACUCAGAUAAAAGUUGUCAAACAAAUGCCAACAAUGGCAAGUGCGAAACAACCAACAAUAGCAAUUAUCACUGCUCAGUACUGCGAGAAACUUGCCGUUGACUCGAUGAUUGAAAAUAAGGAAACUUUUGUUCGUUACACUACUGUCGGUACUGCAAGUUCUCCAGAUUCUACUGAUGGUGUGCCUCGAGUAAUUUGCCGAUUUGGUGAAUCUAACGUAUAUACACUAGGUAAUAUUGGUGAUCAUCGGAUAGUAUGUACAAAAUUACCGCGAGUUGGCCAUGAAAGAGAAGCUAUGACUGCCGCGGGAAAUACAACGACACGAUUACUUGGAACCUUCCAAAAAGUUGACUACGUCUUUCUGGUGGGUGUCGGUGGUGGAGUGCCUCAUUACACUGAUUACAACAAACAUGUGCGACUAGGUGACGUCGUUGUGUCUUAUCCAACACCAAUGACAAAAAAAUAUGUGUAUAUUUAUUGCGAAGGUGCUAAAUUCAAUGAGGAAGACGGCAGUUAUCAUUUUGAUACCAAAGAAUACUGUCCUGUUAAUUUGGGACUUCAAGAGUUGGCGAUGAAUAUUAAAAAACAGGCUGAAGAUGAAUCAAAUGUACCAUGGAAAAAAUAUUUAAAAGAAGGCCUUGAAAACUUGGACAAUCUUCAAUCAGAGCAUGACUUUAAACAACCGCCUUUAGAGUCUGAUAAAUUGUAUAUGGCUAUCGGAGAUCGGGAUGUCAUCGAAGUUGCACAUCCGGCCGCUCCACAAGACACUCCGAACAAAAGGAUGAUCGGGUGCCCCCGCAUGCACUUGGCAUCAAUUGCUUCCGGUAGACAGAUAUCCCGGGACGAUCAAUUGAGGCAGAAAUUUGCAUCGCGAUUUGGCUGUCUGGCUUUUGAUGGAGAAAUGGAUGCUGUCGUCGAAAGCAUACUGGGUAACUGCAGAGACAGCUUUGCUGUAGUACGAGGAAUUUGUGAUUACAAAGACGGUUCGCGGGGCAAAGAAUGGCAGCCUUAUGCCGCUUUGGCGGCUGCCAGUGUAGUUAAGUCCAUUAUUUGCUCGAUGGACCCCCCGACCAAUGUUUAAUUUUUAGAAUUUAUUAAUUAAUUAAUAUUAAUUAGAGACUUGAGAUAAUUUAUUGAUAGUAAUAUAUUUAAAAAUAAAAUGUUUAAGAUUGAGUAUUACGUAGAGAUUUAAAGUUAGCUUGCGAUUAAUAACAAAUAAUAAAUCAAACUUGCAUAAUAAAAAUGCGUAUAUUAGAUUUAGGUGAUUAACUAAUAAUAGUUUUAAAGAAAAACAAAAAGUAUUUAAGAUAAACCUGAUAAAUAAUGAAAUUUUAAAUGGUACUGUUAAAAAUAUAAAUAAAUGUUUAUUAAAAUGUGAUAGACACUUAGAGAGUUAUCUAUCAAAAUGGAGUAUUUAAAAGUGAUAUAAGUAGUAGGGGUGUGUGAAUAAUUCGAAACUUUCCGAAUUAUUCCGACAUUUACGAAUAAUUCAAAAAUGAUUUUUUCAAAGACUUAAAAUUGUAACAUUUUUUCUAAUUCAAAUUAUUGUCAGAGGUAAAUACUCAGAUAAGAAUCUACGAGGAAGUUAUUUUUGGUUACUUUAAAAACUAAGCUCUUCAUUAAAUAAAAAUUGAAUAAUUGAAAGUUGAUCAUAAUUUUGAUUCAAAUCGAGUAAUUUUCAAAGCUGCAGAUUCGAAAACUUUCGGAUGAUUCAGAAGUUUCUAAUUAUUUGAUGCAAUUAAAUUUGAACACGAUUCGCACACCUCUAGUAAGUAGCUAUUCAAAGCCAUUGAAAAUAACAAUUCUUCUCUAUUUAUUUUUUAUUUUGACGGAAAGUAAUUUUAUCUAUACAAAAGUUUAUCAAUAAAUAAUGAAUAUAUUUAUUGGAAUAGUAAUUAUUAUACUAUGUGCCAGUGUGUUCAAGUAAUAAAUAAAAAUUACUGCCAUAUUCUCAUUCACGUUUACGUGACUUACAAAUUAACAUUUAAAACUACAGGGUAGAUUGAUGAAAAAUAAUUAAUGGCGUUUGAAACACCAUAUUUAUUUAAAAAUAAAUAAAUAAAUUUGAAAAAAUAUAUUGACGAGCAAGGACUCGGGACAAAAUAAAUUAUAAAAUUGAUAUAGAUAGAUUUUUUAAAAAAUUUCACGGCUGCGAAAGUUUAGCGAAGUAGCUUCAUUAAUAAAAAUUUCAUUAUUUUUAUUUUUAAUUAAUAAUUAGCUUUUUUAUGCAGGCAUAUUUAUUUAUUAAUAUUUAUUUGUUUGUUUUUUAUUUAAGCGAGUUAUGGUUUAUAUUUAUAGAGAAUAUAAUAUAAAUAAAAAUCAAAAUAAAUCACUUGUCGCGUAGACGCGGCAUUUAAUUUUAAAUUCAGAGAACUACAGUAACAAAUUUAUCAACAUAUACGUAAGUAUACGAUAUAUCAAAUAUAUCAAAGUAUAUGAAACAGAAAAAAAAUACAAAUAUAUUACAGAGGUUUAUCAAUAAAUUUACUAUAUAAAUAUAAUAUAUAAAUUAUUUAAUCUUAAUAUAAAUUAGUAAUGUUUUUAAUUGAUUAUAAUUAUUUUAGAGUUUAAUUAAUUUAUUUGAUAAGUACAUUAAUGUGUUGGCUUGAGCCUUGCACAUGCGACACUAGUCUGAUUAAUAAAUCAUUACCUUCAUAAUAGCGCAUUUAAAUAAUUGCAUUAUAUUUAAUUUUAUUUAUUAAAUAUUUAAAACUACCCCAGCUUUAUUUGAGUAAUUGUUAAUUAAUAUGAUACUGUCUUCCAAUGGACCAAUUUUUUAGCACUGUCUAAA
Messenger RNA from Microplitis demolitor, 4517 nucleotides. RefSeq lists its product as uncharacterized. Gene Ontology annotation, biological process: nucleoside metabolic process. The record is from RefSeq and is a predicted model, not a curated record. Lineage: Eukaryota; Metazoa; Arthropoda; Insecta; Hymenoptera; Braconidae. Gene Ontology annotation, molecular function: catalytic activity. The transcript is spliced from 12 exons. The coding region runs from base 945 to 2807 and encodes 620 amino acids.